AUGCACACACACACACACACACACACACACACACACACACACACACACACACACACACACCUCACACGACACACAUACACAAACACACAGUAGUUGUGGCGUACGCAGAUGCACACACCUAUUGUGUGUGUGGCAGUGAGGUCUAAGAACGCUUUAACUCCAACUUUCUCCUUCCUCUUUCUCUUUCUCCCCUGAUCGGUCACAUGGUCUUUUUUAUCACCUAACUACAACCCGAGCGACUUUGUUCUGCUCCAGUAAUUGAAAUGGAAUGCAGCCCGUCCGGCUGAUCGCCCUGCCUGCCGGGAUGACCUGCGGAGUGUGAUCACGUGUUGUCUCAGGGCGUCUGUAUAUACCAGCGUCUGCUCCGUCUGAGUUCCAGUACAACCCUCACGCUUUCUUCACCUGCCUGGAGCCAAACAAACACACACAGGAGGCUGGACUCAUUCCACCCUGACGGUAACGGUGCUCGGUGCCUCAGAGAGACCUGGUGGGUGACGGACACCCGACAGACCCUGAAAGACCCCCCCUUGGACCCUGAAAGACCCCCUCACCCCGUCAUGGCCCUGUCCAGACCGGAGCAGCUGCUGGCCCACGAGCUGAGCUGCCCCAUCUGCCUGCAGGUCUUCUCAGACCCGGUGCUGUUGCCCUGCGGACACAGCUACUGUCUGGCCUGCAUUGGUAAGACCCUGGUCAAGGGGCCCCAGGGAGGAGCCCCCACCGCCGACAGGGAGCUGGCCCCAGAGGCCCUUAUGCGUUGCCCCGAGUGUCGGGAGGAGUUCAAGGGCCUGGAGACACUGAGGAGGAACUUCAAGCUGUGCGGCAUCGUGGAGGGCUACCGCGCCACGGUUAAGGAGGAGCAGGGGCCCGGGGCCAAAGAGGAGCCGGGGCCGGGGGCCAUGGAGGUGCACGGGCCCAAGGAGGAGCAGGGGCCAGGGGACAAGGAGGAGCAGGGGCCAGGAGCCAAGGAGGAGCAGGGGCCAGGGGCCGAGGAGGAGCAGGGGCCAGGAGCCAAGGAGGAGCAGGGGCCAGGAGCCGAGGAGGAGCAGGGGCCCGGGGCCGAGGCUGCGGCGAGGGCCAGCCCCGGUCCGGACGUGUUCUGCGACCACUGCAUCGAGGGCUCCGUGCGGGCGGUGAGGACCUGCCUGAGGUGCGAGGUGGCUCUGUGCGAGCGGCACCUGCAGAAGCACCAGGAGAAGAGCUCGUUCAGGGGCCACGUGCUGGUGGCCCCCCAGAGGGAGGCGGUGCCCCAGGCCUGCCUGCGCCACGGGGCUAGCCUGGAGUACUUCUGCUCCAGCGACAGCCUGCUGCUGUGCGCCAGCUGCGUCCUGGAGGGCUCCCACCUGAACCACGACCUGCUGAGCUUCGCCGUGGCCGAGGAGGAGAUGAGGCGGGCGCUGGAAUCCCGCAGCAAGGCGAUGUCGUGCCGGCUGCAGAUCACAGGGGGCCUCCUGCAGAGAGCGGCGGAAGAGCAGGGAGCCUCGGAGGCGGUGGGGGAGAAGCUGGUGUCCCGGGCCGCCAGCCUCAUGGACAGCAUGGCCGCCCUGGUCCAGAGGCACAGAGAGCGUCUGAGCUCCCUCCUGGAGGAGGAGAGAAGCUUGAGGAGGUGCAGCUGGCAGCAAGGCCUAGCCUCGCUGGGACAGCAGCAGCACACCCUGCAGCAGGCCCAGACGGAGGCCAGCCAGGCCCUGAGCGAGACCGACAAGUGCCUCUUCGUGAACAGGUUCCUGGGUCUGGAUCCCCAGAUCCGGGCGGCCCUCAGCCCUUCCUUGGACGCGAGCACCCAGCUCCCCUCCAAGGCCCCGCUCAACUUCCAGAGGCUGCAGGCGGGCCUGCGCAGCCAGGACUUCCACGGGGAGAUGAUCCUCCUGCUGGACUCCCUCCACCUGGCCCUGAACCCCCUGGAGCUCACCUUCAACCCCCACACCGCUCACCCCAGCCUGCUGGUGUCCAACGACCUGCGCACCGUGCGGGCCGGCCCGGCCCGGCAGCCGUACGGCGAGCACCCCGAGCGCUUCUCCAGCGCCCCCCAGGUGCUGUGCAGCCAGGGCUUCUCGGGGGAGGAGCACCUGUGGGUGGUGGAGGUGGGCGAGGGCAGCAUGUGGUCGGUGGGGCUCUGCUACAAGAGCCUGCCGCGCCGCGGCGACCACAGCCGCCUGGGCCACAACAACGUGUCGUGGCGCCUGCAGUGGAAGAACCGCAAGCUGACGGCGUGCCACGCCUCGGCGAACGUGGCGCUGGGCGAGCGCGCCGGCGGCCCGCCGCGGCGCGUGGAGGUGGCGCUGGACUACGCCGCCGGCACCGUGGCGUUCCACAGCGUCAAGGGCCCGCGGGAGCACCUGCACACCUUCAGGACCACCUUCCGGGAGCCCGUGUACCCCGCCUUCAGCCUGCACUCCAGCACCCCCGAGUCCUGGAUCACGCUGCAGAGCGGGAUGUAGGCCACCCGCCCGCCGGUAGCCCAGCAUGCACCCUGGCUGGCCGGCGUCGAUGGCGCCGGCAGCGCCGAGCGCCGGGCGCUCUGUCUCUGUGCGGGUCAACACCGUGGUGUCGGAUCCAGGGGUGUGUCUAGCCGGGGCUAGGGGACGCCGUGCAGAGUUCAGCCCGGACCCUUGGAGGGACGUGAUGGUCCUCUGCUAAUAGCAGGGAAGCUAAGCAUCCUCGGGCAAGAAACCUUAGCCCACACCACCACCUGUCUCUGUACUGUCUAACCCCUACCUGCUCCUUAGUGACCUGUCUCUGGACUGUCUAACCCCUACCUGCUCCUUAGUGACCUGUCUCUACUGUCUAACCCCUACCUGCUCCUUAAUGACCUGUCUCUGGACUGUCUAACCCCUACCUGCUCCUUAAUGACCUGUCUCUGGACUGUCUAACCCCUACCUGCUCCUUAAUGACCUGUCUCUGGACUGUCUAACCCCUACCUGCUCCUUAAUGACCUGUCUCUGUACUGUCUAACCCAUACUUGCUCUUUAAUGACAUAGACAUUUCCUACACAUCGUUAAAGACAGUACAGUACAGAGACUCUAUGUACUGUUAGAGCAGGGGGCUAUACUAAAAUGACAAGCACAAUAAUUGAUAUAUACACAGGUACUUUAUUUAUCCAGAGGGAAAUUUAAGAAUAAUGAAUAAGUGAACCAAGUCAAUAAAGAUGCAUGGAAUGCAUGUACAUAUUUGUUUUAA
Messenger RNA from Gadus macrocephalus (Pacific cod), 3177 nucleotides. Its product is annotated as E3 ubiquitin/ISG15 ligase TRIM25-like. The transcript has 4 exons. Bases 558 to 2438 code for a protein of 626 amino acids. Gene Ontology annotation, molecular function: zinc ion binding; protein binding. The record is from RefSeq and is a predicted model, not a curated record. NCBI's taxonomy places the organism in Eukaryota, Metazoa, Chordata, Actinopteri, Gadiformes, Gadidae.